Molecule: messenger RNA, 3759 nt
Organism: Phycodurus eques (leafy seadragon)
Lineage: Eukaryota; Metazoa; Chordata; Actinopteri; Syngnathiformes; Syngnathidae
Gene: ptk2aa
Product: protein tyrosine kinase 2aa
Exons: 37
Coding region: 260-3517 (1085 amino acids)
Biological process (GO): protein phosphorylation; signal complex assembly
Cellular component (GO): cytoskeleton; focal adhesion
Molecular function (GO): protein tyrosine kinase activity; ATP binding
Source: RefSeq, a predicted model, not a curated record
GGCGAGGAGAGGAAGCAGGAAUAGCCGAGCGGGGAGCGAGCGAAAGGGGGGAGAGAGAGCCACACACAGGGGGCGAGACUGGAGCGAGAAACGCCGCCGACAGCUUGUAAGGGCUCCCGCGGUUCACGUAGCGGAUUUUCCAGCAACUUCUGGCUGCUUUUAAAGUAAACGGAAGCCCCCAAAAGAAGAUAUCUCCAGGAUUGCCUACUACACAGAAUAUGACAGACACCUAGCGGCAGCGGUGUCAGCAGGGAAGACCAUGGCGACGCCCUACAUGGACCCCAACCUCAAUCACGCCCUGCUGGACGGUGGCGCCAAGUCGCGGCUCAGUGCCGGAGGGUCGGACCGUACCGCUGCCGGAUCCGUGGACAGGGUCCUGAAGGUCUUCCACCAAUUCGAAACCAACACGGAACUAAGCAGCUGGUCAUCUAACAUCCGAUACGGGGAUGCUACCGAUAUCCGGGGAAUCAUCCAGAAGAUACUGGACAUCCACAAGGUGCGCUGGACGUGGUGCUUCGGCCUGCGUCUCAGCAGCAGCGGCCAACCCAGAGACCAAGUGCACUGGCUUCACCCCGACAUGGGCGUGUCGCAUGUCCGCGAGAAAUACGAACAGGCGCGCCCCAACGAGGAGUGGAGGUACGAACUGAGGAUCCGAUACCUUCCAAAAGGCUUCGUUCAGCACUUUACAGAAGACAAACCUACACUCAAUUUCUUCUACCACCAGGUGAAAAAUGACUACAUGGCACAGAUCGGGGAUCAAGUAGAGCAAGAUGUUGCCCUUAAACUGGGCUGCCUGGAGAUCAGGAGGUUCUUUAAAGAGAUGAGAGGAAAUGCCCUGGACAAGAAGUCUAACUACGAGCUACUAGAGAAGGAUGUUGGUUUGAGGCGUUUUUUCCCCAAAGACCUGCUGGAUUCAGUUAAGGCCAAGACGCUCCGUAAGUUGAUCCAGCAGACAUUCAAGCAGGUUGCCAACUUCAAUGAUGAGCAGUGCAUCCUUAAAUUCCUCGAGAUACUGGCACCCAUCCACCGCUAUGACAAGGAGUGCUUCAAAUGCGCCCUAGGGUCAAGCUGGGUGAUCCAGGUGGAGUUGGCAAUAGGGCCUGAGGAAGGUAUUAGCUACCUGACGGACAAGGGCUCAGCGCCUACCCAUCUGGCUAACUUUACCCAAGUGCAGUCCAUCCAGUACUCUGCUGUAGAGGAGAAGGACAGGAAAGGAAUGCUGCAAGUCAACGUCGCGGGAGCCGCUGAGCCUCUCACCGUCACGACAGCCUCCCUGACCAUGGCAGAGAAUUUGGCCGACCUGAUUGACGGCUACUGUCGGCUCAUCUCCAUGGAAACGCGCUCUUUCAUCGUCAGAGUUCAGAAAGAGGGGGAGAGAGCGCUGCCUUCUCUUCCAAAGUUGUCUAAUAAUGAGAAGAGGUUGGAGGCGGUCAAGAGUGGAGUGAGAACAAUCUCCGUCUCAGACCUGGUGCCGUCGACUCCUCCCAAGCCAGCCAAGGCACGGCGUUUCCUCCUCCCCUUUGUCUUCUGUUCCGAUUCGCCACCCAAUGAAGAUCUUAGCGGGGAUGAGACCGAUGACUAUGCUGAGAUAGUUGACGAAGAGGACACGUACACUAUGCCCUCCACAAACCUAAAUCUGACAUUUUCUUUGUAUGCAUUGACCUGUGGAAUAGUGGAAGCGCGGGACUAUGAAAUCCAGAGGGACAGGAUUGAGCUUGGUCGCUGCAUAGGAGAGGGCCAAUUUGGAGAUGUGCACCAAGGAGUCUACAACAUCCCGGACAAGCCAGCGUUGGCCGUCGCCAUUAAGACGUGCAAGAACUGCACUUCGGACAGCGUCAGGGAAAAGUUCCUGCAAGAAGCAUUGACUAUGCGGCAGUUUGACCACCCUCACAUUGUCAAGCUGAUUGGUGUGAUCACGGAGAACCCUGUGUGGAUAAUCAUGGAGCUGUGCACGCUGGGAGAGCUGCGUUCUUUCCUCCAGGUGAGGAAGUACAGCCUGGACUUGGCCACGCUAAUCCUGUUCGCCUACCAGCUCAGCACUGCGCUGGCGUAUCUGGAGAGCAAACGUUUUGUGCACAGGGACAUAGCGGCGCGUAAUGUGUUGGUGUCCUCGAUCGACUGUGUGAUGCUGGGAGACUUUGGCCUCUCCCGCUACAUGGAGGACAGCUCCUACUACAAAGCCUCUAAAGGCAAACUUCCUAUCAAGUGGAUGGCUCCUGAGUCGAUCAACUUCAGAAGAUUCACCUCUGCUAGUGAUGUCUGGAUGUUUGGUGUCUGCAUGUGGGAGAUCCUGAUGUACGGCAUCAAGCCUUUCCAAGGGGUGAAGAACAAUGACGUGAUCGGCCGCAUUGAGAAUGGCGAGCGGUUAGCCAUGCCGCCGCAGUGCCCGCCCACCCUUUACAGCCUCAUGACCAAGUGCUGGUCGUACGACCCCAGCAAGCGGCCACGGUUCACCGAACUCAAAACGCAACUCAGCACCAUACUGGAGGAGGAGAAGCUUCAGCAAGAGGAGAGACUGAGGAUGGAGAUGAGAAGACAGGUCACGGUGUCCUGGGACUCAGGAGGUUCUGAUGAGGCGCCGCCCAAACCAAGUCGACCGGGUUACCCGAGCCCUCGCUCAAGUGAGGGCUACUUCUCCAGUCCACAACACAAUCACUAUCAGCCGACGGCGCACGGCGGCGUAGGAGGCGGCUUCUCCACGACUGAUUCCUGGAACCAGCACAGGCCGGAACACACAGCGCUGUGGAACCCCAACAUGGAGGACACCGGGUGUGUAGGCCAGGCGCUCAUGGAGGAGAGGCUCAUGAUACAACAGCAGCAAAUGGAGGACGACCAGCGAUGGUUGGAGCAGGAGGAAAGCUUCAUGAAGGCCGAACCCAGAAACAGCCGAGGGAGCAUCGAAAGAGAGGAUGGGACGCUCCAAGCGCCGGGUGGAAGCCAGCACAUCUACCAGCCUGUGGGCAAACCAGAACAUGUGGCUCCGCCGAAGAAGCCCCCUCGCCCCGGGGCCCCCGCUCACCUCGGCACCCUGUCCGGCCUCUGCCCCGUAGACAGCUACAACGAGGGUGUGAAGUUACAGCCCCAGGAGAUCAGCCCGCCCCCCACAGCCAACCUGGACCGCUCCAACGACAAAGUGUACGAAAAUGUGACGGCGCUGGUCAAGUCUGUCAUCGAGAUGUCCAACCGGAUCCAGCCGGCGGCGCCCGAGGAGUACGUACCCAUGGUCAAGGAAGUUGGUCUGGCACUGAGGACUCUGCUGGCCACGGUGGAUGAGACCAUUCCUGUGCUGCCCGCUAGCACGCAUCGAGAGAUUGAGAUGGCCCAGAAGCUGCUUAAUUCUGACCUGGCAGAGCUGAUCGCCAAGAUGAAGCUGGCGCAGCAGUACGUCAUGACCAGCUUGCAGAAGGACUACAAAAAGCAGAUGUUGAUGGCGGCGCACGCCCUCGCCGUUGACGCUAAGAACUUGCUGGAUGUCAUCGACCAGGCGCGUCUCAAGAUGAUCACACGAACGCAUUAGCACCAAAGGAUACGCAGACGUUGAAUAAUGCAGGGACAAGAUUGACGUUGGUCGCCAUGGAGACAGAAACCUGGAUUAAAAUGGUGGACAGUGGACACUACAGCCGCCAUGUUUGGCGUCGUCUUGUAAAUACUUUUUAUUUUUUUUAAAUGAUAAUACUAUUGUCACAUAUUUUCAAUAAUACUGGGUGAUUGAUAACUCCCUAUUUCAGGAAUACUUAUAAAUUAUUCAUUUAUUGUAAA